Pezoporus flaviventris is the source of this 4981-nucleotide messenger RNA. RefSeq names its product INSM transcriptional repressor 2 (gene INSM2). The coding region runs from base 2105 to 3487 and encodes 460 amino acids. The record is from RefSeq and is a predicted model, not a curated record. The transcript has a single exon. Gene Ontology annotation, biological process: negative regulation of transcription by RNA polymerase II; neuron differentiation; regulation of cell cycle process. Gene Ontology annotation, molecular function: RNA polymerase II cis-regulatory region sequence-specific DNA binding; DNA-binding transcription repressor activity, RNA polymerase II-specific. Gene Ontology annotation, cellular component: transcription repressor complex; nucleus. NCBI's taxonomy places the organism in Eukaryota, Metazoa, Chordata, Aves, Psittaciformes, Psittacidae.
AAGACCAAUGAUGGGGUGAGGGGUUCUGUGGUUUGGGGUCCCACCUCAGAACUUGGUAAUAAACUGGAGGCAGAUGGAGGAGGCUGCAAGCAGGCUGCACUGUGAGGGCACUGAGGAGCAUGGGGGGGUGGGUGGGGGUGGGUUCAGGCUCUCACUAAGUUACAGGGAAGAGCUGAGGCGUGCAGCAGCAGGGGCAGCGGAGCAGUGAUUCCACCCCUGCAACUCCGGGAGGGGAGACCCUAAGCUACCCCCAGUCUCCCCAUGACCUCUGGGCCAUAUCAGAUCAUGACCCUCGAGGCCUGAAGAAACUCCAUGGCACAACUCCAGCCUACAGCUUCUACCAGAGAAAAUGUCUGGGUCCCAGUAAAUGCACUCAGUGCACCUGCUUUCCAACUGGCACUUCAUCUCCCUCCUGUGUAGGAAAAGGCAUCACCAGGCUCCUCACCCCCUGCAACAGAAGCUGAGCUGGACAUUCCUAACACAAACUGUUCUUGCAAUAUGACAAAAGGAAGCAAAACAUUAAUGGCAACAUUGCUUACAAGGGGAAACUGGAAGAACUAUUUACAUGUCACUUGAAGGAACAGUAUAAAGCAGUGGAUCUGUAACCAGAGACCCAAUUAUUCAGUGAGAAAUGUAGAUGGGAAGUCCCGAUUACAAAGGUCAACCCAAAUACUAGACAAAAAUCGUGCAGUCAGUCAGUUAGUGGAGCAACCUAACUGCGCUGCAGCGUGGCUCAUUGGUCCCAAUUACAGCGGUUUGCACUAACAAAGGGUGAUCUCUAGGCUGUAAAGCCUAUAAUCUAAUCUAAAAUUCAGUGCGACCAUGAAAAUGGAGGAAAAUGGAGAGGAGAGUAAUGUAAAAUAUGAUUAAGUCUUUGCUAAGAGAAUACAAUCAGCGCACUUACAGACAAGUGGUUGAGCGUUGUGAGCAGGUGGGGCUAGUUCUGGUCUCGCAUGGAGGCUUCAAAUCUUUCUUGCCACUUGUGGAAAGCCCCUCGAUGUAGAGAUGCUGGUUCUCCCUAUCUCUCCUGCCGCUUUCCAAUUUCUCGGGUCAGGGGAUGCUCCCAGCACGGCGAGUCCGACGGUCCCGCCGUGCCAAGCCCUGGAGAGGCUCUGGCGCGCUCCUUGCCAGUCACACGCCAUCUUGUGUGUACCAGGAGCAGCAGGUCUCCGGGAAGGACGGUACCGUCCCGCCUCCGAAACCGGGCUCGGGUAAACGAGCGAUCGGACAGGAGAUGCUGGUAAGGGGCCCGGGGAGGCUGCGGACAGCCCGCUCCAAGUGCACUUCGCUCCCCAGUGAAACCCAGACUUUCUAAAAGGCGAUUCGUGGUUUAGCAAACACAACCGCCUCCUUGCUCCAGGAACGCACAAGCUGCCACUGGGCUCAGGGCAUCCACAGACGGGUCAAGAGCGGCAUCGGGGCGGGGUGUGGGCUGAGGGUUGGGCACUUCGGCAGUUCGUUGCACCACUUUGUCGCUCAGUCUUGCCUCACCCGUGCUCGGAGGCUGCCCAUGAGUGAAGCUGCCCGGGGACCACAACCGUUAUCCAGGUCGGCGAUUUAGCAUUGCAAGCGGCAGUGGCAAGUCUGCUGUUGCAUCGGGAGCUCGCCUUGACACUACAUCUGUCUGGCUACUCGUGGGAAAAUUCUGUCUGUGGCGGGCUCCCAGCUCCCGCUCCCCUCAGGACACUCGCGCAGGGCGGGCCGCCCCGGCGACGGAUGGAGGCUCUUGGCACAUACACCCGCGACAGAUGCUCCUGCCGGAACCGUGCCCGGCCCCUCGCAGUCUCUCCCGUCCCGGACCCAGGCUCCCGGCCCCGCACCUCCCUCAGCCCCGCAGAACGCCGCUUCCCUCGGCUCCGCGCUGCGGGCUGUGCUCCCCGGGACACUCCGCCCGGCCCCGCAACCCGAGCGCGCCCGCCCCGGCAGCGGGAAGCCCCGGCGCGGCCCGGUAGCCGCCGCCACCUCCCCCCGCUGCCAGCGCCGUCCCCAACUCCUCAUUGGCCGCCGCCGCCGGAGGAAGGAUGACGCCCGGUCGGGAGCGGGCGCCGGGGGUAUAAAUGCGGUGCGGGCAGCCGGCGCCGCGCUCCCGCCGCCCCGCCCAGCCAUGCCGCGAGGGUUCCUCGUCAAGCGCAGCCGGCGCCCCGGCGGCUCCUACCGGGCGCGCCCGCGGGAGCGGGACCCAGACCGGGAGCCGCCACCUGCCCCGCCGCCCCCUCUGCCGCCCACCGCCGGGGGCAGCCCCGCCGCCAGGCCUGGGGCGGAGGAGCAGGAGGAGGGCGAGGAGGAGGAAGGCGCUACCGCCGCCGCGUACCCCGCGACGUGGCCCCCCGGCGGUGGCGGCAGCCCUGGUCUGGCCCCGCCAGAGGGACCGGCUGCCUGGGGCACGGCGGGGCCCUGCAGCGCCGCAGGGCCGCGGGCAGCUCUCUUCGAGCGGUGCCUCAGCUCCCCCGCCUCCGCCGAGUCCUUCCCCCUGGCCGCCUCCUUCCCGUCUGCCGAGAAGCUGCUGCUGCAGCCCCGCACGCCUCUGCCCGUCCCGCCGCCGCCGCCGGUGCCCGCGAUGAAGCGGCCGUCUAGGGCCAAGGCGCCGGCCAAGAAGGCCAAGGCCACGCGAAAGCUGAGCUUCGCCGACGAGGUGACCACUUCGCCCGUGCUGGGGCUGCGCAUCAAGGAGGAGGGUCCCGAGGGCAGGCCGGGGCCGCCGACGGGGCGCACGCCGCUGGGCGAGUUCAUCUGCCAGCUGUGCAAGGAGCAGUACGCGGACCCGCUGGCGCUGGCCCAGCACCGCUGCUCCCGCAUCGUGCGCGUCGAGUACCGCUGCCCCGAGUGCCACAAGAUCUUCAGCUGUCCCGCCAACCUGGCCUCGCACCGCCGCUGGCACAAGCCGCGGCCCGGCCCCAGCUCCGACGGCCCCUCCGCCGCCGCCGCCCCGCCGGGCAAGGAGAACAGCCCCGAGCGACGGUCCCGCGGCCCCGCCGCGCCCUCGCCACAGCCGCCGCCGCCGCCGCCCCGUCAGCACCGCGGCGGCGCGGACAGCGCCAGCGGCGCCCAGGUUCCCCCCGGCCCCGCUUCCGGCCCCGUCGGGGAGGUGUUCGCCUGCCCCUGCUGCCAGAAGCGGUUCCGGCGCCAGGCCUACCUCCGCAAGCACCUGGGCACCCACGGGCCGUCGCGGCCCGCAGCCUACGGCCCGCCGGGGCGCGGCCAGGUCGCCUUCGCUUGCCACCUCUGCGGCGCCCGCUUCCCUUCGGCGGAUAUCAGGGACAAGCACCGGCUAUGGCACGCCGUCCGGGAGGAGCUGCUGCUGCCGCCGCCGCCGGCAGGGCCCCCCGAGGGCGGCGCGGUGGGCGGUGAGCGACAGGGCUUCCCCUGCAAGCACUGCCCCGCCACCUUCUUCAGCGCGCCCGGGCUGGCGCGACACGCGAGCAAGUGCCACCCGCCGGAGAGCAGGCAGGUCCUGCUGCUCCAGGUGCCCGUCCGUCCGGGCUGCUAGGAAUGGGGCUGCUCCGGGAGCCCGGGCGGGCCGAGCGAGUCCUGUCCACGCUGUAAUUCCUAUGGAAAGUCACGGCUACGCCGGCCGAGGGGCCACCCAAGGGCUCCUCUCUGCCCUCCCCGGUUGGCGGGUACCGGAGUUCGGCCCCGCGGCAGGAGGCUGAUCCGACAGGCGGCACUGCCGGGGCGGGCGGCAGCGCCCGUGCCGAGCCGCACAGAGGUGGUGGGAGCGCAGCGGGGUCCGUGGGACGCCGGGCAGCCGCAGGGUGGGGGACUGGCGGUGUGGGCACGAACCAGGGCUGGCGGCAGCACGCAAGGGAGCCUGGCCCUGGGAGGCCGGCCAUGCGGGGAGCCAGGCGUCAACUCACUGCGAGUACAUCUUACGUAGCUACCCCUCGGAUAGAAGUUCAGCUGUAUAUAUGGUAUUUAAAGAGAGGAAUUAUUUUUCGUGAGAAAAGGAGCCUAAUCUAGUGACCUUGUUUUAAUAGCCUUAGCCCCUGAGCUUCAGCAUUUAAGUUACUGUGAGGUGUUCUGUUUGCUGUACUCUGUACUAAGAUAGUUGAGAAGGUAAAUGUUCAUAUUAAGUCAAUGUCAAUGUCAAGUCAUACAAUAGCUAGCAAAACGUAUGGAAAAUGAAUUGUGCUGUCUGCUUAAUUAAAGUACGAGGCGUCAAUUUCUAUAGCUAAGUGCACAUCUCCCGCUUGCUCUGUGUUCCUGUGCUCUAGCUAGCGACCGUGUGGUAGGCAAAUGCACAUCGCCGGUAGCUGCCUAUUUCAAAACCCGCUGUCGGUGGCUUGUCAGUGCGACACUGACAAUGGCACAAGGCACAGUUGGGUCUCACCAGGCCCUGCGGCGUGGCAGGCAGAAGGGCCCUGUCUGCAGCUGGCCUUUUUGGGCAACCUCCGACCCCUCUUCCCCGUGAGCUGCUGAAGUGUGGGUGGUGGGCUGCUGUCCGUCUCUCUAACGAGACCUACCUUUAGCAAAGCAACCCGAGGCACGUAUUCCCUGGCUUUGACAGUGCUCUGGCCACAUGCUUUGAAAUACUGUCAGAUUUACCAGCUUUGACAUUUCAGCCGGCAUUUAUUUAUUUACUUAUUAUUUAUUUUUCCACGCAGGAGUGCCUGUUUCUAAAUGUGAUAGCAAGUGAGGCCAAAAGGGCGGGCAAGCAAAAUUCAACAAAGGAUUUAAAACAAAGCUCACCUUUUUCUUGAAUUCAGCAGGGCAAAGUGGGUCAGCUGGUGAUUUCUGAAGAAUCAAACUGAUCCCAGCCAUAGUCUUUGUUCUAUCACUCUGAAAUGAGCAUGCAAAAUAUGUCAAUCUCUUGAUUAGCAUCCUCUAAAGCAGCCAUUGCUGUAGUUUUAUAUUUUGUUACACACGACAAAAGAAUCGUGUAUUUAAACCCAGAUGCUGAAGCAAGUGCUAAGUGCUUCAUUUGAAAUGUGUUUCAUGGACUUUCCUGGUUUAGUUCCAGGACCUGGACAAAUGAAUACAAUAU